Messenger RNA from Fusarium coffeatum, 924 nucleotides. RefSeq lists its product as uncharacterized. Lineage: Eukaryota; Fungi; Ascomycota; Sordariomycetes; Hypocreales; Nectriaceae. The transcript is spliced from 4 exons. The coding region runs from base 1 to 924 and encodes 307 amino acids. Gene Ontology annotation, molecular function: alkaline phosphatase activity; phosphoglycolate phosphatase activity. The record is from RefSeq and is a predicted model, not a curated record.
AUGGCAUCUACACCAAAGUACAUCAGCAACGAUGUUGCUGCGAUCAAUGAGUUCAUUGACAAAUUCGACGUAUUCCUCCUUGACUGCGAUGGUGUCUUGUGGUCUGGUGAUCACGUUUACGAGGGAGUCCCAGAGACCAUCAACUUCUUGAGAUCAAAAGGAAAGAGGGUCGUCUUCGUCACCAACAACUCCACAAAAUCCCGUGAUGAGUAUCUCAAGAAACUCACAGGGCUUGGCAUCCCAAGCGAGAAGGAUGAUGUCUUUGGUUCCAGCUACUCUGCUGCGAUCUACAUCGCCCGUAUCUUGAAGCUGCCCGAGGGUAAGCGCAAAGUCUUCAUUAUCGGAGAGUCGGGAAUUGAGCAGGAACUUGAUUCUGAAGGUGUUCCUCAUAUUGGAGGCACUGAUGAGGCCUUCCGACGGGAUAUCACAAACGACGACUUCAAGGGUAUCGCUGAUGGUUCAUUGCUCGACCCCGAGGUGGGAGUUGUUCUCUGUGGUCUUGACUACCAUGUCAACUACCUCAAGUACGCCCAUGCCAUGCACUACAUCAAGCGCGGAGCUACAUUCCUCGCUACCAACGUCGAUUCGACAUUGCCAAUGCACCACAACUUCUUCCUCGGUGCUGGUUCCUGUCACAUCCCCGUUGUUCACGCUACAGGACAGCAACCUUUGGCGCUCGGUAAGCCUAGCCAGGCAAUGAUGGAUGCUGUAGAGGGCAAGUUCCAGCUUGACCGAGCCCGCACAUGUAUGGUUGGUGACCGACUUAACACUGAUAUCAAGUUCGGCAUUGAGGGCAAGCUCGGCGGAACACUGCAUGUUCUAACUGGCGUGAACAAGAAGGAAGACUGGGAGAAGGAAGAUGCUAUUGCCGUGCCUUCGUACUACGCCGACAAGUUCAGUGAUCUGAGAAUGGCCAAGGAAUAG